GUCUGCGCGUUUGGUUGUGGAGUUGAGACUAGGAAGUAUUAGCAGCCAGCCCACUUAGCACUUAAGAAAGAACGGGAAAACAUGAUAUAAAUGAGCCUUUGUCUUAAUUCGACGUUAUUUUAAGAGUCUAGAAACAGUUUGAAGCUUAAUGCGACUUAAUGUGGAUUCCUUUGGGGAUUGCUUGCUAACUGUCUUGUUAUUUAACGAACCAUCUGGGAAGAUUUUAGCAGAGUAGGGUAAGCUAACAUUAGCGUUAGCAGUCGGGUGCUUUCUGCGAUGGCUGCUGUGGUUGGAUUUUUACUUUUAUUGCUGCUGGCUGACUGCAAAGCGAGGAUACACAAACUCACCUUGGAGAAUGAAACUCGGUUUGUUGUUCGCCUCAACACUUUUGGCUUCUAUGUCAACGGGACUCUGGAUGUCAAUUUAACUUCUCUGCAUAUCAAUGAACAUUAUGGGGACUACUCGUCUUACCCGGUUGGAUUCAGUGUCUCCAGGUCACGCGUGAGUGGAGUCCUCUCAUAUACAGCAGAGGAGACGGAGACGUGUCCUCUCAACCUCAAGAAUUCGAACAACAAUGAGCCACUCAUCCUUUUUCUCAUUGAUGUUGCUGGCUCCAGAGUUAAUGUCAGAGCGUUGGGUGAGCUGAACAACACUUUGACAGGACGGUUAAAGGUUACGUCUCCCAAAGAAGCUAACAAUAACAAAAACACAACAAAGGAGAACAUGGAUGAGGACAAAAAAGCAGCUGGACAGAAGAAAAAAGAUCAGGCAGAAGAAAAGACAAAAUCUGGAGUAGAUGAUAAGAAAGUUUACCAGCUAAAGGACACCAAGGAGUUGACUUUAGCUUUGGAUAAAGUCAACGGCUCUUACAGUUUUAGUUUCCACAUGGUCAUUGGACCAGACUCUGAGGGUCUGUACAAUCUCAACUUCCACUACUGUCAGAACUUGCAAGCUGGAUCUGACAUGCCAUACUCAUUGACUGUGGAAGUGACGGAGAAGAAUGUGGAAGGAUUCCUAUCGGCAGCAGAAAUUCCUCUGUCCCGUCUUUACAUUUGCAUGGCUGGAGUUUUCUUCACCGCUGCCAUGAUCUGGGUGUACACACUCAUGAAGCACAGAUUUAGUGUGUUUAAGAUCCACUGGCUCAUGGCAGCGUUGGCCUUCACAAAGUCCACAUCGUUGGUGUUUCAUAGUAUCAACUAUUACUUCAUCAACAAAGAAGGCCUUCCCAAUGAAGGCUUGGCCGUCAUGUAUUACAUCACUCACCUGCUGAAGGGGGCGCUCCUGUUCAUCACAUUGGCUUUGAUUGGUACCGGUUGGGCUUUUGUCAAAUACAUCCUGUCCGACAAGGAGAAGAAGAUCUUCAUGAUUGUCAUCCCACUGCAGGUUCUGGCUAAUGUGGCCUAUAUCAUCAUUGAGUCUACAGAGGAAAGUUCCAGUGAAUAUGCUCUCUGGAAGGAGAUUCUCUUUCUGGUGGAUCUCAUCUGCUGUGGAGCCAUCCUUUUUCCUGUUGUCUGGUCUAUUCGUCACCUACAAGAGGCAUCCAGCACUGAUGGUAAAGCUGCCAUGAAUUUAGAGAAGCUGAAGCUCUUCCGGCAUUACUAUGUGAUGAUUGUGUGUUAUAUCUACUUUACGAGAAUCAUCGCCAUUCUGCUCAAAGUGACGAUGCCUUUCCAAUGGCUGUGGUGCUACGAGUUUCUGGUGGAAGUGUCGACUCUGAUCUUCUUUGUGUUGACGGGCUACAAAUUCAGACCAGCAUCCAAUAACCCGUACCUCCAGCUCUCCCAGGAUGAGGAGGACAUAGAGGUGGAUGAAGUGGUGACUGAAUCCGGCGCUUUGGAGGGCAUUUCCAAAGUCAAGAAGACGUGUAACGGCCGUGACCGCCAGAGAGAGUCCACCUUGUGAGCAGGAGGCUGCAUUUUUGGGGACGGACCCACUAAACGACCUGAGGGCAGCCGGUACAACAGGAGGAAUGCGAGGACAACGGCGGCUCCUCGUGUCAGCCGGCAGCUUCCACCUGAAACUUUUUUAAGCAGUUGCAGCGGUCGUACCCGCUCUGUGGCUAUGCAAACAGAUCAAACUCCUCAGAAACACUCCACCCAGAAACUGACAAAAGCUUCGGUCCAGGAGGAGAUGAGCGGCGCCUUUCUCUCGUGCACUCUUUCUUUCUUUCGUUUUCCAAAGAUGAUUCUAUUUUAAAGGAAGCUUACAUGGAGUGUGUUUAUAUUGGCUAUUUAAAUGGUAGUUUGCGUGUGUGAGACAACAAAAGAUUAGAACUAAGUAAAAGUUUUCCCUUUUUACAGACAGAAGCCUGCACUCAGGUAAAAAAUAAAUAAAUUAAAUGUAAAUUUAAUCCUACACGUUGGAACCGAUUCCCGUCGCUAAGCUCAUUCAUUCUCUUCAGCGCACAGCACUUCUUACUUUUGUGUGUAUGGUUUUAUUUUGAAAUAUGAGGAUGUUGAGGUUGUAAAUUUUGACAUAUGAAGAGGUAACAUGCACAAACAAAUGGGUUUAUUUUAUUUUAACAUGCUUUAAAAUAGAUACCGCUGACAUUUAAAAGCCUUUUUUUGACAGUCGUAUCUUAAGUUUAAAGUGCCCUUUAAGGUGUCACUUACCUGUUUCUUCAAAAUGAUUCCUUCAUAUUUAUUUGCAUAUUGAAAUGUUCUGUUUCAGUAUUAUUGUUCUUCAGAUGGACUGCUGCUGUAAUUUAGUGCUUUUGUGGUUUAGGUUAUUUUAAUACAACCCAGAUGGCGAUGUGAGGAUUUCCUAAUCAGUAAGUCUGGUUUAAGGUCACAGUUUAUUUCCAGAGACUUUUUGUUCUUUUUUUCUGUCACUCUAUGCCGCAUUGGGCAAAGAAGUGACCUACUUGAUCAUUUUGCUUUUACCUUUUGCUCUUGACGUGACGCUUACUUUUUAUUAAUUACUGAUCUUUAUUGGUUGGGUGAUCAGGAACAGUACGCUCAGAGACUCUUUGUAAAUAACUCACAGGGGCAACAAAUAGUACACAGAAAGGCACAAACACGUGUUGUAUCGGACAGCGUUACAGACAAAUGGGAGUCCUGUGAGGUUUAAAUGUCAUCACCCUUCGCUUCACCUGGAAGGCCAGAAAUUAAUGUUUUUGUUUGUUGGUUGGUUGGUUCCAGAAGCUGUUUGAUGCCUGAACAGUCAUAAUAAAGCUGGUGUUCUGGA
Thalassophryne amazonica is the source of this 3186-nucleotide messenger RNA. RefSeq names its product protein GPR108-like. The coding region runs from base 277 to 1902 and encodes 541 amino acids. The transcript has 18 exons. The record is from RefSeq and is a predicted model, not a curated record. Gene Ontology annotation, cellular component: membrane; Golgi apparatus. Lineage: Eukaryota; Metazoa; Chordata; Actinopteri; Batrachoidiformes; Batrachoididae. Gene Ontology annotation, biological process: transport.